Penicillium coprophilum is the source of this 2208-nucleotide messenger RNA. RefSeq lists its product as uncharacterized. The record is from RefSeq and is a predicted model, not a curated record. Lineage: Eukaryota; Fungi; Ascomycota; Eurotiomycetes; Eurotiales; Aspergillaceae. Bases 1 to 2208 code for a protein of 735 amino acids. The transcript is spliced from 4 exons.
AUGUCUUCUCCUCUUACCGAGGAGACUGGCUCUACGGAAACUGAAAGGGAAAUUUCAGGAUAUAGGCCCCAGGUACAAAUCUUGAAUGUGGAAACAGAAGAGGAACGGUUUCCCAGGUGGGUACCUAUGCUUACGCAGCCUGAAUUCAUUGUGACUGAUCAUUUUCGAGCUGUAGAGAUGUUACUGGGCCAACUGUGUCUGCUUGGAGGUGCGGCUCUCUCACAACGUCGAAAUUUGCUUUUUACAGCUCAUGUCGACAAUAUUUACGUAUGGAUUCCCAGUGGACCUCGCCAGCUCCUUGGCUCCCGACCCGAGAUGGUUAUCCACCCAGUAAUGAAGGAACCCAAUGCACCUGGAUAUAUCGAUCGUUCCAGGCCUCAUACGAUCAAUCAUAUCAUUGUGGAUGAUUUGGGAGUUGAUGAGGUUUUGCUGUUAGCAACAGACUCUGGAAAUGUCACUGGCUACAAUGUCGAGGCUAUCUUCUCGGCAAUCAAUAGGUGCGCCAAAUAUGGAGGCGAUCGACCAUUUGAUACACACGAAGUCAAACCUUUCUUUGUUGAACAUGUUCAUUUAAGUGCCUGGGGCUUGGCCACUCACAAAUUUGCUCGGUUGAUUGCUGUGAGCGCGAACACGGGUGUUAUCACGGUCUUUGCUUUCGCAUUGGUGGAUGAUGGUUCUGAGAGUGAUGAUAGCAGUCCCGGUUUCUCUGAGACUUCGAUCAUGGGAGACUCUGAUGUAUUGGAAAACACAUGGGUAUCAAUAGACAGUGCAACAUCGAUGGAGGAGCUGAAAACCGACAUGCCCCAUCAUCGAACACGCAACCUGCGGCUCAGCUAUAGGGGGCAUUUCGACAACAUUCCAUGUGUAUCAUUUGCCAACUUUGAAUUGGACCCCAACGGUCUAUGGAUGGUCAGCACCGAUAUCGUCAACCGAGUCUUUGUAUGGAGAGUCUGGGACUGUUUGACUCCUGUCAAAACAUCCAAUUAUGAUCAUUCAAGGGAUGUUCGAGAGCAAAGAGGAUGGUUCGUCUUGCCUUUACAUCCUCGCAGAGUUCAGCAACACCGCUAUAAGUAUGAUGCCUGUGGGUGUGAACCCCGGCCAAAAAUUAUGAAUGGCCGAAUGGUUUUUGACGUCUCGGAUACGGUUGAUGAUGUCGUAGCCAGAUCCACCCUCGCUGCUCAGAAAGUCGAUGAUGAGGAGCAUGCAACAGUUUCGAGCUUGCUUUUACCAGACGAUGUCUUGUCCUCUGAUUGUUCUGUUCAUACCCAAUCUGGACCGCACCCAUCAAGUUCAGGGCAUGGUGAUACAACUCCAGAAGCCUCUGAAACCCUCUCUCCCGCCACUACCAGUGACGGCAUCGAUAUAAGCUCCUCCGAAGUACCACAAGACCAUGAGAUGGCUCCACCCCGUCAAUCGAUCCGUGCGAGACGUGGUAUUACUAAUUUGAUUGAAGAAGAAAAUGAGCAAAACGGCGCGGAUUGUGUUGUCGAUGUGGAUGCUCUGAGGUGCUUUGUUUCCCAUCCGUGCAACCCUCGAUUCUUCCCGAUCCUCCACUUCUCUGGGAAUGACAUCACGUUAGAUCCUUAUCCAUUGGACCAUGGAUCACGGACGCUCUCUCGGUCUCCUCUUCAAUCACUGGUAGAUGAUUCUAUGUUCUCGUCCUGUGAUCGCUUGAAUUUGAUCAAAUACCUCCCUGAACUUGGGAUCGUUAUUGUCGCCUCCCAGGCCGGUGGAGUUGCCAUCAUCACUCUUACAUGGCAGGAAGAGAUCGGCCACACCUUUCGCCUCGACUGGCUUCUCCCUUUCCCCACACAGGAGAGGGAAGACGAAUGUCCAAGACCACCUCUUAUGGGUAUUGCUGCAAGCCCCAUGCCUGGAUUUGAGAUACCGCCGGAUGUCCCCUGUAUCCCUCGAGAUGUCAACCCCAGCGAUCGCAUUAGAUUCAACCACCGUCUACUCAACCCCGAUAAAACUGAGCCCUGUGUCGCAAACCCGCCCGAAUGCGGGGCCUCUAGUCCCUGUGAACCGAACAUUUGUACCGAAGAGCCGGACCUCACAAUUCCUGAAACCCACGCCUAUGCUUCGGAUACCUAUCAACCUCAUGAAAGCUGGCAUGGUUAUCACCCUUCACGGCAUUACAGAUUGCUUUUGCUUUACUGUGAUUCUACAGUCAUGAGCUAUGAGUUCUGGCAUGACUGGAGAAGCUGA